UUCCUUUACUUAAAGAUUGACCUUUUUUUUUUUUUCUUUAUUCUCUACAUCAAUAUAGAAAAGCAAUGGGCUGUCAAGGCAAGGAUCUAAAAAAAAAAUAUGCAUGCAAUUGAUAUUUACAAGAGAAAAGGAAUGAGGCGUACGUGUUGUGCUGUGCUGAUCUGUACAAUAUGUGUUACAUGAUGUCUCAUUGUGAAUAUGAAUCCAAUGGAUAACUAACUACUUAUUUUUGGAAAAUAGGCUAUGCAUCACGCCGAAACAUAUUUCAACUUGAUCUCCCGUAUGGAUGGUAGUAAACUUCGUCUCACAAGCAUUGAUGAUGAAAUUUACCAGGAUUUUGAAGAAAGUUUCCCGGAAAUCGAUGUAUUACACUUGAACGAAAAUUUAUUCAAAUCUCCAGAAGCUAAGGAAAAAUGGCGUCUUUGGAUCAACAAGUAUGAAAAACGAGUGAAGGAGUUUAACUUUGGAUCUCUUAUUCGUGUGGAUGCCCGGGAUGAUUACACAGAACAAAACACAAUGUUUGGUGUCCGCAUGCAGUUCUAUGCUAUUGAAAUUGCUAGAAACAAGAAAGGAUUGAAUGAUGCUCUCCGAAAGUAGUUAGUUGUAAUAGUCAUAUUUAUUUCCCAAAUUAGAUUAGAUAUUUAAAAAAAAAAAUUGUUUAUGUAGUAUUAGUCAAUUAUAAUAAACGGAUGAUCCUGAUUUUACCUUUUUUGAUAAUUGACA
This is a messenger RNA of Halteromyces radiatus, 723 nucleotides long. RefSeq names its product putative polysaccharide biosynthesis protein. The transcript has 5 exons. The record is from RefSeq and is a predicted model, not a curated record. Bases 244 to 597 code for a protein of 117 amino acids. Lineage: Eukaryota; Fungi; Mucoromycota; Mucoromycetes; Mucorales; Cunninghamellaceae. Gene Ontology annotation, cellular component: cytoplasm.